Messenger RNA from Juglans regia (Persian walnut), 1025 nucleotides. RefSeq lists its product as uncharacterized. The coding region runs from base 221 to 694 and encodes 157 amino acids. The record is from RefSeq and is a predicted model, not a curated record. The transcript has 5 exons. NCBI's taxonomy places the organism in Eukaryota, Viridiplantae, Streptophyta, Magnoliopsida, Fagales, Juglandaceae.
AAACCCAAUGUCAUUUAGGACCUCGAACUUCAUAACUAGUUUCCAUAAAGAAGCCCACUGCGGCACUGCCAGUACAAAGAUCUUGUGUCUUAGACUAUAAUGCCCUCAAUCGGUACCUUCCUUUUCAAAUCCCUUCCUCCUUUUGCUUGUCCUAAACAAACCGAGUGAGAGACAGAGAAGACUUCAGGGCCUUUACCUAGAUUUCCUCUCUCUUUCUCCGAUGGCUUUCGCUUCGUUUCUUGGGAGAGUUCUCUUCGCCUCUGUUUUCAUACUCUCUGCUUAUCAAGAGUUCAAUGAAUAUGGCCUUGAUGGGGGACCCGCAGCAAAGGCUCUCGGACCAAAGUAUGACGCCUUUGCAAAACGUGUUCAGUCUCAGCUUACCAUGCAACUGCCAGAUAUUGAAGUGAAACAUUUAGUUACUGCAGCUAUAGCACUGAAGGGCUUUGGAGGAAUCCUCUUUAUAUUUGGCAGCUCUCUUGGGGCAUUUCUUCUGCUAUUGCAUCAGCUGGUUGCUACUACCAUAUUAUAUGAUUUCUACAACUAUGACAGUGAGGAGAAAGAAUUUGCUCAACUUUUCAUUAAAUUUACACAGAAUAUGGCCCUUUUUGGGGCGUUGCUGUUUUUCAUUGGGAUGAAGAACUCAAUUCCUAGGAGACAAUCCAAGAAGAAGGUUUCCAAAACAAAAACUGUCUAGAAAAUUAGUUUAGGUGGAAGAUAUAUCUUCAAUCACUAAGGCUAUUUGAUUCAUUUCCUGUUUCUUUUAUUUUGAAACUCAUUAUCUGAAUCCUCUAGGAUACGGCUUCAGUGUGUGUGGGUUAGGACCAACAUUUCCUUUUAAUGAGGUCGUUUAGUGCACUGUUCCCCUUUUAUUUCAUGGGGUAUAUUGUUUCUUAUGGAUUAUUUAUGAGCUUUUCUUCUUGAGCUUGGGUAACCUAUACACAAAACGGGCUAUUUCCAUAAAGGUUUGUGCAGAGACCUUCACAUAAAGGUUUUUGCACAAACAAAUAGAGGUUUUUUUUCUUUUU